GCUGUGCUUCUCUUACGCAAAGGCGCUCCCGCGCCUUUGCGUAAGAGAAGCACAGCAGAGGCGCUCCAUUCUCCAUUCAGGCAGCGUCCAGGCCAGGCUUUGGGCUGCCUUCCUUCCUUCUUGCCUUCCUUCGUCCUUCCGGGAAGCCACGUGGGGAGGCGAGGAUGGGCUGGGUGCCGGAGCGCGGGCGCCUGGCGGCGGGCCUGCUGGCCAACCUGGCCUCGUCCAUCUGCAUCGUCUUCCUGAACAAGUGGCUGUACGUGCGGACGGGCUUCCCGAACCUGAGCCUGACGCUGGUGCACUUCGCGGCGACGUGGCUGGGCCUGCGCGGCUGCCAGGCGCUGGGCCUCUUCGCGCCCAAGAGCCUCCGGCCCGGCCAGGUCCUCCCGCUCGCCCUCAGCUUCUGCGGCUUCGUGGUCUUCACCAACCUCUCGCUCCAGAACAACACCGUCGGCACCUACCAGCUGGCCAAGGCCAUGACCACGCCGGCCAUCGUCCUCAUCCAGAGCCUGGCCUACGGAAAGACCUUCCCCGCCAGGAUCAAGCUCACCCUGAUUCCAAUCACUUUGGGUGUCUUUCUAAAUUCCUAUUACGAUGUGAAAUUUAACCUGCUCGGAAUAAUCUUUGCUUCUAUCGGCGUUCUAGUUACCUCCAUUUAUCAAGUGUGGGUAGGGGCAAAGCAGCAUGAGCUGCAGGUAAACUCUAUGCAGCUGCUCUACUACCAAGCACCAAUGUCUUGUGGCAUAUUGGUGUGUGUUGUGCCCUUCUUUGAACCAGUAUUUGGGGAAGGUGGAAUUUUUGGUCCCUGGACACUUUCUGCUGUGCUUAUGGUGCUGCUGUCUGGAGUAAUUGCCUUUAUGGUGAACUUAACCAUUUACUGGAUCAUUGGGAAUACUUCUCCAGUCACCUACAAUAUGUUUGGACACUUCAAAUUCUGCAUUACUCUCAUGGGAGGAUAUCUCUUAUUUAAGGACCCUUUGUCAAUUAAUCAAGGCCUUGGGAUUACAUGCACAUUGUUUGGCAUUUUAGCUUACACCCAUUUCAAGCUGAGUGAACAAGAUGGGAGCAAGAGCAAGAGCAAGCUGGUUCAGCGCCCAUAAAUCAUGUACUGAUGUGGAUGAUGAAUGGAUUCUUUUAUUACGCACUGACUGUAAAACAAGCAAAGAAGUUAGAUUAAGAAGUAGAUCCAUCCGGUUGAUAAUAAGGUACUGCAAAAUUUGUUCUCUCUAGAAGGAAUCGGGCACUACGUAAUACUCGGCUCUUGCAGUCUUUGUGUUGUUUUCUACUAUAUAUGAAUGACUUCUUCGGUUCAAGGACUGGUCACUAUUACAGUGGCAAUUUCUAAGGGAACUCUUCUAUUUAUACCAAAUGAACUCAUCAAGGCAGAUGUGACGUUAAUUGCCAAAGGAUUUCAUUCUUCUAAUCAUAUCAGUGUUAUUGUUGUCCGACUGUGUGCUGAUAUUAUGAAAUUCAAAUGAACAUUGUAGCUUCUCAAUAUGAUCAGUUAUAGAAAGUCAUGUUUUUCUGGUUUAUCGAAAACGACUUCAGUGGGUUUGUGUGUAACAUACCUAGGCAUAUUUGUGUUCCCCCUAUUCUUGAGGGUACAAUAUGUAUUAAUUUGAGAGAAAUUAAGUUUCUUUAUUCAUGAUUCAGCAAUACUCUGAUAUUCCUUCACUAUCAGAGCUUUGCAUCUUUGUCAGAUUUCUAGCUUUACCGAAUAUUUUGUCAUUCAGUGCAGGGCUGGCUCCUGUGACUUGAAAUGUUUUUCUUUCUGCCCUGCUUCAGGGCUAAAUAAAUGGCUUAUUUAAGAUAGUGGGUUCCUUAGAGGAUCGAAAGGAUCUGUGCCGGCCCCUUACAAUUGAACAGCACAGGCUUGAACAAGACUCGAAUGUUUUAGGAAAACAUAUUAUGCCUUAACUGAAAUUUUAAGAUGUGAAAUAGAUUUUAAAAAAUGAAAACAUGGUAGACUGUUUUUCCAAGAAGGGAAAAAUGUGAAACUUUAUGCGUGUGGGAGUAAAAAACUAACAGUGGGUAUCUGCUUUCUAAUUUCUUUUUAAGAUACUUGAUUCAUAACGAUUACUAUUAGAAACCUAACGAACUAUGGAAAUUAGCUUGAUUGCAUGAAGCCUUACUAUAGUCCUGGAGUGGAUUACAAAACCUGGAAUAAACUGGACAAAUGGAUUCUACCAUGAAUCCAUUUUAAAUAUAUACUGUUACAGCCAUUCAAUGGAUCCAGACCUGCAAUUUAAAAACUAGUUGGGUUGUUGUGAGUUUUUUUGGGCUGUAAGGCCAUGUUCCAGAAGCAUUCUCUCCAGGACAGAAUGCUUCUGGAACAUCGCCAAACAGCCUGAAAAACUCACAACAACCCAGUGAUUCCGGCCAUGAAAGCCUUUGACAAUACAUUAAAAAUAGUCAUCCGAUGAACUAUAUAACAUCUAAUCAACAAUUAAUUUUUAGCAACAACUAUUUUGUUAAUAUAUUUAAAACAAAUACAACACACAUUUUCCUUACUCAGCUGUUUUUGCAGCCUCACUAAUAUUGUCACUAAAUUGCACUAUAACGGUAGCAAGAAAAACGACACAGAUUUUCAAUUACUGGAUAAUUAUAACUUCAGAAAGAUCUGAAAAGCAUGAUUUACCUCUGAAACAAGUUGUAAUAAUUACCUUGCACUUUGUUCUGCUCGAUAAUUUUUUUUUUCUGAAAGGAAAAGUGUAGUAGCUACUGUUUGGGAGGGUGUGAUGUGAAAUUGACUCAUGGAUCUAUAUCAGGCAUGGCCAAACUUUGGUCCUCCAGGUAUUUUGGAUUUAGCUCCCACCAUUCUUAACAGCCUACCAGUAGGCCGUUAGGAAUGGUGGGAGUUGAAGUCCAAACACCUGGAGGAACAAAGUUUGCCCAUGCCUGAUCUAUAUUCUCCUGACAACUAGCAGUUGAAUACCUAGGGAAAACCUAGGAAAUAAUAAAGAACUGUGUUCUUUUGCUGUAUUAUAUAUUCAUGCUUGACAGAAGCUCUCAAAGCUUCAAAUAUAAAACUGAAAUAUAAAAUAUAAAGAGACCUACAACCCUUGUCACAUUGGCAGCUGACUACCAGCACAAGAAGACAUUUUUCACAAUUUUCAUGGCCCUAGAUCAGGCACGGGCAAACUUGGGCCCUCCAGAUGUUUUGGACUUCAACUCCUACAAUUCCUAACAGCCAUAGGUUGUUAGGAAUUGUAGGAGUUGAAGUCCAAAACACCUGGAGGGCCAAAGUUUGCUCAUGUCUGCCCUAGCUGGUUUCUCAACCAGGCUGAGGAAAAAUUACCUCCCAAUUAUAUUGAUCUAAGUAGAUUGUACCCCAUAUAAUUAUGGUCAUUGUACUUUCAGAGAGCAAUUAGCUUUGGAAGGUGUGUAACUUUUGCCUUAGAAGCUGAGCUAUUCAUUUGAGAAUCAAACUGGGACAAUGGCACUUAGAGGCUAUUUGUUUUUGAAAAACAGAACGUAAUGUACUGUCUAUAUUCUGCUGUACUUUGGUCCCUAUGGUUUGAGGGAAGUGUGCUCCGAGUAUGAACAAAUAACUAAAUCCUGCACCUUCUGUAAAACUGAUUGGAUUCUUCUUUCUUCCAACAAGGUGUUUCUUAAGAACUAUGAUCCAACUUUCCCAUUCCAAAUGCUUUCAGGGAUUUGAACUGUACAGUAUAGGGGGAAAAGCUCAGAAAGGUAUUUUCUACAAUACAGUAGACAUUCAGUUUGCUUAUUAUUCGUCUGUAUUGUGUCCAAAGCCAAAUCUCUUCAUUAACAUACUUGUAUACAUUUCAAGUGGAUUUUUAUCAGUAUUAUGGUAUUUUGAGCAUUUCCUCAUAUUCACUACUUUGUUUCAAAAACCAGAAUUGUUUAAAUACAUUUCAGAUAUCUCUGAGUAGACUGAAACAACCCUUGUGCAAAUAUGUUCAAAGCAGAUGCAGAUUGCUGCAGUGUGCAUUGAAAAAACAAAAUGGACAUCUUUUGUCUAUGCACAAACCUUUUGAAAUAUAAAUACAACAUGAAGAUCUUUUUAAUUAAUAACAAGAUUAAUUCAGAUUCUUGCACAAAGACACAAAUCUCUAGUUAUUUUACAUAAAACAGCUAUAGCUUUUCUGCUUAUCAGCCCUGUGUUUGUAAAGGUAACAGAGACGAAUACACUACUGUUUGUUUCUUCAGAUUACACUCAGCAUAUUCCUUUUUCCCUUCUGAAAUGUUUCCAGAUACAAGUGAGAACAGUGAAAUCUCUUCAUCAUACCCAGCUGUGUCAGUUUGCGAUUGUAAGCUGUUAUUGUAAAUAUACUGUAUAGUAACGAUGUAUAGAAUACGAAUAGAAUGCUGUAAGUUACAGUCUGCACUGGUUGAAGUUGUGAAUUAAAUACACAAACUUAAUUUAAGAAUUUGCUCCCCAGAUAUAAGGAUCGUUUAAUAAGCAGAAUCAAUGAAGGUGGGGUUUUUUAAUUAAAAAAUCAGAAAUAUUGUUUUUACUUAUGAAUAAAAUCAUUCUU
This is a messenger RNA of Anolis sagrei ordinatus, 4502 nucleotides long. It is a transcript of the gene SLC35E3, whose product is annotated as solute carrier family 35 member E3. NCBI's taxonomy places the organism in Eukaryota, Metazoa, Chordata, Lepidosauria, Squamata, Anolidae. The record is from RefSeq and is a predicted model, not a curated record. Gene Ontology annotation, molecular function: nucleotide-sugar transmembrane transporter activity; antiporter activity. Gene Ontology annotation, cellular component: Golgi apparatus.